Molecule: messenger RNA, 2649 nt
Organism: Myripristis murdjan (pinecone soldierfish)
Lineage: Eukaryota; Metazoa; Chordata; Actinopteri; Holocentriformes; Holocentridae
Product: potassium voltage-gated channel subfamily C member 1-like
Exons: 6
Coding region: 146-2128 (660 amino acids)
Biological process (GO): action potential; potassium ion transmembrane transport; protein homooligomerization
Cellular component (GO): postsynaptic membrane; voltage-gated potassium channel complex; presynaptic membrane
Molecular function (GO): protein binding; delayed rectifier potassium channel activity
Source: RefSeq, a predicted model, not a curated record
AAACUACAUUUUGAUUGAUCUUUUGGGUUAAUGUGCGUGUUUUUGCACGCACACGAAACGAACCCGAACCAAAAGCAAACUCCUCAGACUCCUCCCUCCUCCUCCCUUCGGUUUCUCUCAUCCUCUCCCUCCCCCCCGGUCCUCUAUGCUCAGUUCGGUGUGCGUAUCCUCUUUCAAAGGGCGCAAGGGUGGGAACAAGUCGUCCAACAAAGCAUGUUACAGCGCAGACAUGACUUGUCCGUCGGAAAGCGAGAAAAUCGUGAUAAACUGCGGGGGGGUGCGGCAUGAGACCUACCGGAGCACCCUAAAAACGUUGCCCGGUACCCGCUUAUCGUGGCUUACCGAGCCGGACGCAUUCAGCAACUUCGACUACGACCCCAAAUCAGACGAGUUCUUCUUCGACCGCCACCCGUCAGUCUUUUCCUUCAUCCUCAACUAUUACCGCACGGGGAAGUUGCACUGUCCCAACGAUGUGUGCGGUCCCUUGUUCGAGGAGGAGCUGGCCUUCUGGGGCAUCGAUGAGACAGACGUGGAGGCUUGUUGCUGGAUGAAUUACCGGCAGCACCGGGAUGCAGAGGAGGCGCUGGACAGCUUUGAGACCCCCGAGCCGGAAGCGCCGGAUGACGACCCCGCGCUGGGCGGCGCGGAUGGGGACUUGAAAAGACUGUGCAUGCAGGAGGACGCGAGGAAAGCGGGCUGGUGGAAAACCUGGCAGCCCAAAAUUUGGGCACUUUUUGAAGACCCUUAUUCCUCCAAAUAUGCCCGGUAUGUGGCAUUUGGCUCCCUACUCUUCAUCCUCAUUUCCAUCUCCACUUUCUGCAUGGAGACGCAUGAGGCCUUCAACACCAUCACCAACAAGACAGAGAUCGUCGCGGUGGGCAACGGGACCCGUGAGGAGAUUGUAUACGAGGUGGUGACUGACAGCUGGUUGACGUAUGUGGAGGGCAUGUGCGUCAUUUGGUUCACCAUUGAGGUCCUGCUGCGUGUCACCUUUUGCCCGGACAAGGCUGAAUUUUUCAAAAGCACCCUCAACAUCAUCGACUUUGUGGCCAUCCUACCCUUCUAUCUUGAAGUGGGCUUGAGCGGUCUUUCCUCCAAAGCUGCCAAGGAUGUCCUGGGGUUCCUCCGUGUCGUCCGAUUUGUCCGCAUCCUCCGAAUCUUCAAACUGACCCGCCACUUUGUGGGUCUGCGUGUCCUGGGCCACACCCUUCGUGCCAGCACCAAUGAAUUCCUCCUGCUCAUCAUCUUCUUAGCCCUUGGUGUCCUCAUCUUUGCCACUAUGAUCUACUAUGCUGAGAGGAUUGGCGCCGACCCAGAUGACCCUACAGCCAGCGCCCACACCAACUUCAAGAACAUCCCCAUUGGAUUCUGGUGGGCUGUGGUAACUAUGACCACACUGGGCUACGGAGAUAUGUACCCGGAGACAUGGUCGGGGAUGUUGGUGGGUGCGCUGUGUGCCUUGGCUGGUGUGCUGACCAUUGCUAUGCCUGUACCUGUUAUUGUCAACAACUUCGGCAUGUACUACUCUCUGGCUAUGGCCAAACAAAAGCUGCCCAAGAAGAAGAACAAACACAUCCCACGAGCACCUCAACCAGGAUCUCCAAACUACUGCAAGCCGGAUGCCCUGGCAAUGGCUACUGCGUCACCCCAAAGGAUCCUGGGAAAUGUCCUAGGUGGGGUGAUGGGGUCCGGAGGCAUAGGGGGUGACUGUCCCCUCGCCCAAGAAGAAAUCAUAGAGAUAAACAGAGAUUCCAAGCAGAACGGUGAUGCAGCCUCAGCGGCCUUGGCUAACGAGGACUGCCCCACCAUUGACCAGGUGCUGAGCCCAGACGAGAGGAGCCCUGUUGGGCGAGGGGGCGCCGGCGUUACCCGGGAACGCUACCAGCAGGACCGCGCCUGCUUCCUGCUCAACACCAGGGAAUUCCGCGCCACAGAUGGGAAUGUGCGGAAAGGUUGUGUCAUAUCACGCGUUUCAACUGGCUACGAGAAGUCUCGCAGUCUAAACAACAUAUCAGGAAUGGCCGGCUCGUCACUGAGGCUCGCUCCCAUCACUAGCCCCCCCUUUGAAACCUAUGAGGCCCCGGGGCCGCUGCGUCGCUGCCGCUCCCCCAUCCCCUCCAUUUUGUAGCAGAAAGGAUCCUCAAUGUUUGGAUGAUGGAAGAUGCACUGGAUUAGCUAUGGACCGAACGCAUCGCUGCCUCCAUUAGGAUUGUACACAGCGCAAAAAAAGAAAACAAAAAAACAAUAGCAAUAACAUAAAAAUGAUCUUGAAUGUAGAGAGAAUGACCUCUUGUCUUGUGAAUUUAAUGGUUUAUGAUGCAUGCGUCAGGCUAGCUGAUGGGGUCAGGUACAAAAUUUUAGCUUUAAGGAUACCAUGUUAUUUUGAAUUAUGAUAAGAAACGUGACAAAAAAAUAUAUUUGGAUCGGUUAGUCGAUGAAAUAGCGUAUUAUUAAAGCUGAAAAAGAAAAAAAAAAACAUGAUGAAAACAUGUGCACAGUUAGGUUUUAAAAAGCUAGAACUAAGAGUGUAAAUGAAUAUCCGUUUUUGUGCUUUCUGGACCAAACCAACCCGAGCUCACACACUGUCCAGAGGUAUGACCAGAAAACAAAACACUUAAAUUCAUUUAGCCAAAGAAUGAAAAAAAAAAA